AUGAACACCUACGGCCAGAACUACAUAGCAAAGCCGCGGUUCAAUCCGAAAAUAGCCCAUCUAGCGUGCCGGACGUGCGGCGAGAAGGGCCAUUUGGCCGCGGAUCAUUUUACUGGAAACGCCAAGAUGAACGCACUGGACGCCGUUGAUGAGCGCCCAGAAGCGGAACAUGAGGCGGUGCCGGACGGCGCCGCGACUGAGGAAGCCCCGCCAGACGAGGCAGAAAACGAUGAAACAUAUUACCUAGAGGCCUAUGAGGCUCACCAAGGCAACGAAUAUACUGACGAUUAUUCGUCUGACGGAGGUGAAGUCGUGUUCAUGAAUGAAUUGCUUGUGGGCGACGAUAACGCCCACAAUGAUGGACGCGACCCAGCGCCAUUCGCGUACGCAGAACCUUCCCGAAAAGCUCAUUACGACGCCGUAGUUGGGCUGCCGUUCUGCGCGAAGCACGGCAUUACCGUGAUACCGGAGCGGCGGACAAUCAAACUCAGGGACGGGACGCUUAUUCCCGCCGAAUUAGAAGGGGGAAGGAGUGGUGGCGGCGACAAAUGGGCCAAGCCCGUCGAAGCCAAGCCUCGUUCCUUUCGGAAACAAACCUAA
Punctularia strigosozonata HHB-11173 SS5 is the source of this 600-nucleotide messenger RNA. RefSeq lists its product as uncharacterized. NCBI's taxonomy places the organism in Eukaryota, Fungi, Basidiomycota, Agaricomycetes, Corticiales, Punctulariaceae. The transcript is spliced from 2 exons. The record is from RefSeq and is a predicted model, not a curated record. The coding region runs from base 1 to 600 and encodes 199 amino acids.